AUGGCCCAGAAGCGCAAAAUGACCAAAUCCAGCGGCUCCAAAUCCUCCCCGCCGGCUCGAGAGGCCAAGAAAAGCAAGGCCAUGGAUCUGCAUCAACCGCACCCGAAAGCCAAGGAGACCGAGGAGUUUGGCAUUGUCCAGCGUGAAUUCUACCCUCCUGAAAUGAGCAAUGAACGUUGCAUGGCCUACAAUGACGGUACGCUGGAACGACCCAUUGACCUGCUGCAGAGGACCUGCAAGGAAACGGCCGAGACAAGACAGGCAGUGAAGCCGGGCAACGCCGUUGUCCACUGGUUCAAGACCGACUUGCGAAUGCAGGACAAUCGGGCGCUGCACGCCGCCGCGGAAAUCGCUAAGCAACACCAGAUUCCCUUGCUUGGAGUCUACAUUAUCUCCCCGGAGGAUUGGGCGGCACAUGUGACAAGUCCAGCCCGUGUCGACUUUACGCUGCGGUCUUUGCGUCAGCUUCAGGGUGACCUGGCCCAGCUGGACAUUCCUCUCUAUGUGGAGACACAGGAGAGGCGCAAGAACAUUCCGAAUCGUAUCCUUGAACUCUGCCAGCAGUGGGGUGCCAACCAUCUUCGGGCGAACAUCGAGUAUGAGGUGGACGAGUUACGGCGCGAGGCCAAGGUUGUUCGUCUGUGUGCCAAGAACAACAUUGACUUCACCCCUCUGCACGAUACCUGUGUAGUGACCCCGGGAGUCCUUUGGACAGGGAGCGGCAAACAGUAUGCAGUGUUUACACCCUGGUUCAAAGGGUGGCUAGCCUAUCUCAAAGAGAACCCCGAUCUUCUCGAGCUCUCGGAGAACCCGCAGCCCAAUCCCACCCGCGCUCGCAAGGAGUUUGGCAAAUUGUUCGACUGCGAGAUUCCAGCAGCCCCGAAGAACAAAACAGUGACCGAGGAGGAAGCCAAGCGGUUCUCAAAGCUCUUCCCCGCUGGUGAGCAUGAGGGCCGCAAGCGAUUGGAGAAGUUCCUCGCAGACAAAUGCCCUGACUAUGCGCGGGACCGGAGCAUGUUGACCGGCGAGCCCACCUCGGUCCUUAGUCCCUACUUUGCCUCGGGCGUUCUCAGUGCGCGUACGGCGGUGGCGAUGGCUAAGAAAGACAACAAGAAUCAACUGGACCGAAACAGUCAGGGACACAUGCACUGGAUCAGCGAGGUGGCUUGGCGCGACUUUUAUCGCCAUGUGCUGGUACACUGGCCUUUCAUCGGGAUGAACAAGUGUUUCAAGGUUGAAGCCACAAACAUCGAAUGGGAAUACGACAAAGAGCAGUUCCAGACCUGGUGUGACGGCAGGACCGGCUACCCCAUCGUCGAUGCAGCCAUGCGACAACUUAAACAUUCCGCCUGGUUGUCAAACCGAGCACGCAUGAUCGUGGCAUCCUUUUUGUCCAAGGAUAUGCUGAUCGACUGGCGUCGCGGAGAGCGUCACUUUAUGGAAUACUUGGUUGACGGCGAUUUCUCGUCGAAUCAUGGCGGAUGGGGAUUCGGCGCCAGCACUGGUGUUGAUCCUCAACCCUACUUCCGUAUUUUCAACCCUCUUCUGCAAAGUGAGAAAUUUGAUCCGGAGGGGGAGUAUAUACGUGAGUGGGUACCCGAGCUACGUGAUGUUCAGGGUAAAGCCAUCCACGACCCGUACCAUCGCGGAGCAGGCCCUACUGCCCAGAAAAACGGGUAUCCCAAGCAGAUUGUCGACCAUUCGGCCAGUCGCAGUCGGGCUCUAGCCCGAUACAAGGAAGCUUUACAGAAGUGA
Penicillium diatomitis is the source of this 1755-nucleotide messenger RNA. Its product is annotated as deoxyribodipyrimidine photo-lyase PHR1. NCBI's taxonomy places the organism in Eukaryota, Fungi, Ascomycota, Eurotiomycetes, Eurotiales, Aspergillaceae. Gene Ontology annotation, molecular function: DNA binding; FAD binding. Bases 1 to 1755 code for a protein of 584 amino acids. The transcript is spliced from 2 exons. Gene Ontology annotation, biological process: entrainment of circadian clock by photoperiod; circadian regulation of gene expression. The record is from RefSeq and is a predicted model, not a curated record. Gene Ontology annotation, cellular component: nucleus; cytoplasm.